Molecule: messenger RNA, 1569 nt
Organism: Cyclocybe aegerita
Lineage: Eukaryota; Fungi; Basidiomycota; Agaricomycetes; Agaricales; Hemipholiotaceae
Source: the annotation of a GenBank genome assembly
AUGGCUGCCGCUCUUUUCACGUUCAGAAGUCCAAUUCCACCGACCCCUCAGGAGGAGCUCCCUCCAAUGCCCCAUGUCUUCGUCGUUCCACCCGAGGAGGACGACUCACCGGCCUGGUGCUGUUUCGACGCUGCAAACCCCGCCCUCUCCCAGGUAAUCGAGCAGCCGGAAACACCAGAAUCCCCCACUUUCUCUUUUCACCCCGAUAUGGAUACCCCAGUUUUCCGGAGAAAUUCUCGAGACCCUGUCAUCAUGCCCCAGAGAAGCAUUGAGACUCGCUCCGUGGUGGAAGCCCUCAUGAGUGACGAUUUUGAGGGUGACGGUGAUUUUGACUCAGAAUCAGAGCAUGAGCAGCUGGGAGAGAGCGAGGAGGACCCACACUCGAUACAGGAAAGCCCUCGCAGCCGACCCUCCAGGAGACUACAUGACGCUGCCGACGACUCGGACGUCAUAGAAGUCAUCAAGGUUAGGCGGAAUAGGUCCCCUCCUCAAGAGGCUGAAGAAGAUAGGCAGAGUUUACCGCAAGAGGCCAACGCUCGACCUAACACACUCAAGUCUCGGGCGUCCAAGGUUUUUCGGUCUCUUAGAGGAACUUUACGGUCCAAGUCCCAUGUCCAGGCUCAGGACAUCUUUGCCGCGGGUUCUUCGAAAUCGAUACCGCAGGAUAGAGGAGAAAGCUUCGAACAGCCAGAAACUUUACCGCAAGCCCGCAGCCCCAGUGUAUCUCGUCGAGGUUCUCGAAUUCUGUCUCAACUAUUCACAGCUCCUCCCCUGAAAACUCGUACCUCUGUGGCCUCCUUCGACGAACCUCCUCCAGCAUCGCCAAUGAGUCCGAUACCUCUUCCUUCUAACUCCUCUUCUUCUAUCCACGGUAAUUUUGUUGCCUCUGCGUCAUCUCAGGAACCUCUAAUCCGUCGGUCGUCGCUCUACGAACCAUCUGAGCAAGACCAAAUUCGCCUCCAAGCUGCAUCUCCUACUCCAACGACCGCCACCAAGUCCGGCACUCGUCGUUUCUCAAUUAUGAGCCUGCAGAAAAUUUUCUCGUUCGCCUCUCCUAAACCUCCACCCGCUGCCGCCGAGCCUAUCGAUCCGCCUUCUGACGACUCCGAUCGUGCCACGCCCACUCUCCGGUCGACUCCGUCUUCUCUCAUCUCAGGCUCUGUACCACAGACACCUACAAGCAUCGACGACAUAGUCCCUCCUGUCCGCCUGGUCAAGCGAGAUGAAACAGCACCCCCAGAUGUUCCGGUAUUUGACAGUCUCAAUUCGAUGUUUGAUACCAGUGGUGGAUUGAAUUUGGGUUUGGGUUUAGGUUUGAGCCUGGAUUCGGGGGCUGGAUCGACCGUUGUUUCUGAGCAAGAUGUUGAGAAGACGCCGCGCAAGUCAUCCAGUUCAUGGACAUCCUCAAUGGCACGACUACCGAGCAAAUUUAGGGCCAACCCCUUUUCUCCACCUCCAAGAGUCCAAGAGCCGGAGGAUGAAGAUGAAGACGAGAGUCUCGAGUUGCGGCUUGACUCUUUUCAUUUUGACAACCUUUCCUUUGACGCCGACCAGUUUAAAGCAAACUAA